CUAAACCGGCCGAUGUCCACGUUUGGCGUUGGCGAGCGACGGUCCGAGGUUUCUUACAUAACUCAGAUGAUGUUCUUUGAGCGAACACAGCGUUUUCUGGAGACUCCGCAACAAGAAACAAGAUCGUUAAACGGUUAAAUAGUCUCGCUAACCUCUCACCGCCAAAAUGGAAGACUGUUCACCAACCCACGCCUUCCCCAACCUCCACCUACCCCAGCCUUUCCACAUCGUCCUCCCCGACCACCACAGCUCCGAGCCGGGAUACGCCUCCGCUCAGCCGCCCUUAAAUUUACCCACGCAGCACGACCAGACCAUCCCCUGUUUCCCGAAUUUUACCGACGACCAGCACGAGGUCUGCAACGAGGGAGAACGCAGCCUUCUCAGCACGAACAGCUUGGACGAAGAGUUCAACAUGGGCGGACAUUUUGAAGGCGAGGAGCGGCACUCGUGGUACAUCCCGAAAGAAUCCUGGGACGGGAACGCCGAAAGCUCUACUGAUGAUUAUUAUGCUAAUUGCUACAGAGGCCACAGAGGGACAACAAGCUACAAUAGUUGUUCGCAAUUGACUUAUAACAGGAAAGCUAACGCUGGCUACGUCGCUAAACAAGCUAAUGCUACGUAUUUCAGAGAUAACGAACAUAACUCAGGUCAUAUUGGGUUAGAUUAUUCCAGGACCAGUUCAGUAACGAGCGAUUUGGACAGAGAGGACUUCACGGGAGGUUUACACGAAGAGCAGCUGCAAACGUCGGAAGCGGAUAGCGGCGAUCCGUGGCUAACCGGAGAAACGGUCUGGAAAGAGGAGCCGUGUCCUUCCAGCGUCACGCCUCAAAAGAGUCUAAACAACAGGACUUACACGCAGAAACUAGACUCCUUCUCGGACGCGUUCAUGUCCCAAGCGAAAAGACGGCUUCCGGUUAUAACCACGACUGAUUCGCACAACUGGGACGCCGCCGUUAGACCCCGAUUGAGCUGCUCCCUGGACUCGGACUCCUCGUCUCCCUCGCUCCCGUCGUUCCCUUCGCCUCCGACCUCCCACCUCCUCAGCCCGCCUCCUACGCCGCUGCCUCCCGCGUCCCACUCGCCCUCCAAAGUGGACUCCCCUGGUGGCGGAGGCGUGUUGGUGCACGUGGGAGCGCAGGGGGGCGAGGCGGUCGGAGCGCUCCAGUUCUUCCCGGUGCGGCCUCCGUCUCUGCUCGGUCCGAACUCGCCUGGGAUGGUCUGGAGGUUCCCGCUGUUGUCCCACUGCUUUAAACAGUUAGCGGGAGAUGCUAGCGGCUCUGAGGGGAAUGCUAGAGCCUCCGUCGCUAGCACCUUAAACUACAAUACGGGCCCACAUACCGUCCCGUCACUGGUGUCGUCCUCUCCUCUCGUCCCUGUUCUUCAGACUCCCAGAGGCCUGUGUUCAGCUGUACAUCCCUUCAUCUAUCAUCCAUCUAACCAUCAAAACGAGGAGAAUACAAAACAGAAAUCCUCCUCUCUUCUCGGGACGUCACACGAUCAGGAUCCAGGAUGCCCCGUCUACACCGGAACCACAUUUCCCAGCAUGCUUCAGUGUGAAAGCAGGCAGAGACGUGCCCACUUCACUCCCCAGCCUCUGCUCAACCCGUUACGAAGAGGAACGGGGCUGUACUCAUCUGUGUGUCACAAAGGCCGAGAAUGUGGAGAGGGACGGCAAGAUGGAGCGGGGGUUUUACCAUGCAUAAACGUGGGGCCAGACUUCCAGGCGGAUAUUCCUCCGUGUUUGUUUGACGAUGGGGCGGAGGAGCGGUCACAUGACGAGGACGAGUCGCCACGGGAGCAUCUGCUGUGGAAACCGUGGAACGAGCUCACGUACAGCUCCGCCGCACAAGAGCGAGUGGAGAAGCUGCUGCAGAUGUGUAGUUCCAGUUGUCUACCAGGAGGGGGCACUAACACAGAGCUGGCCCUGCACUGCCUGCACCUCUGCCAUGGAGACGUCCUGGCGACUCUGGAGAUGCUGCUUUUUACCCGUCCCAGACCAGCAGGGGACUACCACUACCCCGGAGCUGAUGUUUGGACAGAGAGAGAGACGAGACUCUUCACUGCAGCCGUGGAGACGCACGGAAAAGACUUGAGCCGCAUCCGCACGACGGUAAAGACCAAAACACUUCGUCAGUGUGUGGAAUUUUACUACCUGUGGAAAAGACUCAGAGACAAGCAAAAAACCUUCACCGUAGAAGAAGACGGGACAGUUGAAGACACAGAGCGACUGAAAAAGGCACCGCCCACCAGGCAGCCAAUCACGCGUCGGAUCCGGCUGGAGGAGAUGGUCCCUGUGCCCUUAGUGGCCGGCUCGUUCCCGUGUAAGCUCUGUGGAAAGAUGUUUUACAAAAUCAAAUCUCGCAACGCACACAUGAAGAUCCACAGACAACCGCAAGAAGAUUGGACGGAACGGAAACUCCAGCAGCAGAUGUUAAACCGAGCUCUGAACCGCGGCCUCGUAGUUCAACCGCAAACAUUUACAGAAAACACCGUCGCCAACGGCAACGGGAUCAGUUUGUUGGACCCCGGCGUUCAGGACCACAGUUUGAGUUUACUGGCGUUUAACAGUCCCGCUUCCCACGUUAUCCCCAGCGCAAACGCGUCGCAAGAGCCCGCCGGCGUGUUGCAGUUCCAGUCCAUGUGGAGUUCGUUUGGGCAAAACUCGGACGCUUCUUCGUUUUACUGCGGCGCAGAAGUGAAGGCGGAGGCGGGGGGAGGAGCGGCCGCCGUGAAGUGGAAAUAAUUUCACAAGUAAUACGAAAAAAGUACUGAAAAUUGAGGUUAUAAUUGUUUUUGUUUGCAGAUUUGUAUGUUUUUUAUAUAUUUUUUUAUUAUUAUAUUUGUAUUGAUUUUGCGGGACAAUAUAUACGUACGUCUUACAAUCGUCCGUCCAUUUUCUUUCACUUAUCCGAGGCCGGAGUCUGAGCAGGACCUCUCAGACUUCCCUCACCCCAGACGCUUCCUCCAGCUCCUCCAGUGGGACCCCAAGGUGUUCCCAGGCCAGACGAGCGCCUCCUCCUGGUGGGACAUGCUCUUAUAAUCAGACAGGCACAAUGCAAUUAACAAGAACGUCGCUAAGUAGCAGAACAAAAUUUGGGUAAUAAAGAUAAAAUGAGAUAAAUCAGGUCGUAUUUGGUUUACAAAGUCAUCCACGGUUUGCAUUUACUCGCAAAUUUCUCUGUUUCUGAUCUUUAAGUACUGUUAAAGUCAGUUUCUGUAAAAUAUAAACGGAAAACAUCACAUCAGAGUCCAUCAACUUUCCAGUUUUGGUGCUUCUUUCUCGCUAACAACAUGAUCUAAACAUCCUCAUAUUCAAGUUCUUUUUACAGUUAGCGUCAGGUUUAUCCAAAUAGAACAAGUCAGAAGUAUAAAUCAAAGAUAUUCUUCAAAAUUAAUUAUGUUCUAGUCGUUUCUUCUCAUGGAGCCGCUGAAGUUGUAUUUGGAGUGAUUCAUGUUUGAGUUUAAUCUUUAAUCCGCUAUUUUCAAGACGCCAUUUUGUCAAUAAAUCCCUGUUUUCACCUCCACUGUGACACGCCCACUGUGACACGCCCACUGUGACACGCCCACUGUGACACGCCCACUGUGGCACGCCCACUGUGACACCCCCACUUCCUUCUCCAGUUUUGUUUCCUUAAUCGUUGAUACUCGUAGGAUUCGGCAGCGUCGCGUCGUCAUUUUGGUACAAAUUUUUAAAAACCUGCUGCUCUAGUGUGACGUGCAUCUGUCCAUAGGGGGCGCUGCAGCUACACGGCGCUUUGUUGUGAUGAGGUUUACGGCGACGUCAGCUCCUAUUGGACACCACAGUUUCUUUUAUUAAGUCGUUUUAGAUGAAUAUUGUGAUUUAAAACUUGCAAAUUAUAACAGAACGAUCCACGAGUGUCAGAGACGGCCAAGUACAAAAAAAAAAAAAAAAAAAUCAACACAAUUUGCCAUUUCUUCCUCACACUUUGAGCUGGACUUCUAUAAACCUCACUACAUUUUUCCAGAUCUGUUCUCUCCACAUUAACGAUGCCACCGUUUCCGUAUACGUUUAUUCGUCUCAUCUCAUUCCUCUUCAACUUUAACUUCCCAUUUUUCGCUUUUUUUCACUUUUUAAAUGU
Molecule: messenger RNA, 4100 nt
Organism: Periophthalmus magnuspinnatus
Lineage: Eukaryota; Metazoa; Chordata; Actinopteri; Gobiiformes; Gobiidae
Product: transcriptional-regulating factor 1-like
Exons: 12
Coding region: 167-2743 (858 amino acids)
Biological process (GO): negative regulation of DNA-templated transcription; regulation of transcription by RNA polymerase II
Cellular component (GO): histone deacetylase complex; transcription regulator complex
Molecular function (GO): transcription corepressor activity
Source: RefSeq, a predicted model, not a curated record